AUGAAGUUCUCCCAUUCAAUCCAAUUUAAUGCUGUUCCUGAAUGGUCCUCAAAAUAUAUAUCCUACACUACGUUAAAGAAACUUAUUUACUCUUUGCAAAGGGAGUCGUUACAUAGGCGAAAGGGCGACAGUGAAUCAGCUUAUUUGAUAUCGAAUGACCUAUCUCAAGAUAACCUGCCGUCAGAAGUCUUCAAAGCAGCGCUCGACGCUGAACUUUCUAAAAUUGACGAGUUUUAUAAGAAGCAAGAAGAGUUUAUCUUCAUCAGUAUUGAAGAUCUUCUUCGUGAUAUAGAAUAUUUCAAGAGUGAUGUCGACGCCAUGUGGAUGCGGCGGAGGCCCAAUCGAAAGCGUCAUACAUCAAAAGUGAGUGCCUCCAGUGGCUAUGAUGUAUCGAAUGGCGAAGCAUAUAGUGACGCUCAUCUCGCAUCUCAGACCAAUUUAGAUACCGAUGGCAAUUAUACAAAUGAAGACAAUCUUGAUGCAGAAGAGUCGAAUGAUGACGAUGAAUUGCAGAUCACUUCCUUUCCUGAAGAUGAGGGCGCAGGUAGACGCAGAAAAUCGUCUGUGGAUGGACCCUACUAUCCGACAACGUCUAGAGACGGAAUGAUGUCGGACUUUGGGCAAGAAUUGAACAGUCAGAUCAACAUUUUCUCAGAGUCUAGAAUACUACUUCGAAAAAGAGUGAUUGGUCUUUUCACGACUCUCCUGGAGCUCAAGAGCUACAUCGAGCUUAACAACACUGGGUUUAAGAAGGCUCUUAAGAAAUUCGACAAAUCUUUAGGAACAACAUUAAAAGACCAGUACCUCGUGGAGUUGCCAAACAGGUCGUACAUUUUUAAAAAAUCGACAUUAGAGUCUGUAAAUAACAGACUUGAUGACUUGAUAAGAGGAUAUGCUCUAGUUUGCAAUCAUGGUGAUGAUUUGGAGCAAGCAAAAUCAGAAUUGUCUAUUCACUUGAGAGAGCAUGUGGUAUGGGAGCGCAAUACAGUUUGGAGAGAUCUUAUCGGUAUUGAACGCAAAAAGCAGUCUGCUCUUGCUCAAGACAGCAGUAUGACUUUAGAUGAAAAAAAGGGAGCCAACACGUCAAGUCUUACGUCAUCGAUCAGAAGAAGUGCAAUAAUAAAGCUCACGGUAAUUACAAGCACUUCCAUCUUUCUUCUUGUGGUAUCGCCAUUCGAGGAGGUUGAGCAGCGCAAUUGUUUCGCAUUGCUCGUGUGUGCCUCGCUUCUAUGGGCAACUGAAUCGCUUCCCUUGUUUGUGACUUCACUCUUGAUUCCAUUGCUUAUUGUGAUACUUGGUGUUUUAAAAAACGAUGAUGGAUCGCGGAUGCAGACCGUUGACUCGUCGAAAUAUAUUCUUGCAUCGAUGUGGAAUUCAGUUAUUUUGUUGCUUUUGGGAGGUUUCACACUUGCGGCUUCACUCACAAAAUAUCAUAUUGCGAAGUUGAUGUCUACUUGGGUUUUAUCCAAAGCGGGAACUAACCCCUCAGUCGUGCUCUUGACCGUGAUGUCAAUUGCAUUAUUCGCAUCGAUGUGGGUCUCGAAUGUCGCUGCGCCAGUUCUUUGUCUCUCAUUGAUACAGCCACUCCUUAGAACGUUGCCAAAGGGCUCCGCUUUCGCAAGGGCUCUCAUUUUAGGCAUUGCUUUGGCAUCAAAUAUUGGAGGUAUGGCCUCUCCCAUUGCUUCGCCUCAAAAUAUGAUAGCUAUUGGUGCGAUGGACCCGCAGCCAUCUUGGGGUCAGUGGUUUGUGAUAUCAAUGCCAAUUUGCAUCCUCUCUUUGGCCAUGAUAUGGAUGUUUUUGUUGCUUACAUUUAGUUGCAAUUCGAGGAACACACACUUAGUGGCAAUUCGUACGAUUGAUGAUAAAUUUCUGGGUGUUCAACUUUACAUUGUUAUUGUCUCCGCUACAACCAUAUUUUUGUGGUGCAUUGCAUCGCGAUUGGAAGGGAUAUUUGGAGAGAUGGGAAUCAUUGCGCUUAUUCCUUUGAUUCUUUUCUUUGGGCCGGGCUUAUUGACGACCGAAGAUUUUAAUAACUAUCCAUGGAAUAUAGUCGUCCUUGCUAUGGGUGGCACAGCGUUGGGAAAAGCGGUUGCCUCUUCCGGUUUACUCGAGACAAUCGCGCUUUCAAUACAGAAAGAGGUCGAAGAUUUUUCUUUGUUUGGUGUGGUGCUAUCUUUCGGGCUCUUAAUUUUAACAGUAGCGACCUUUGUGAGUCAUACAGUUGCUGCACUCAUAGUUAUACCGCUUGUUUCAGAAAUUGGAAGCAAAUUAGAUGAUCCCCAUCCCAGGUUGUUGAUCAUGGCGAGCGCCUUGUUAUGCUCAGCAGCCAUGGGUUUGCCGACUUCAGGUUUUCCUAACGUGACAGCCAUUUGUAUGACCGACGAUCUCGGUAAUGCAUAUCUCAAUGUGGGGACUUUCAUUACAAGAGGUGUUCCAAGUUCAUUCAUGACAUAUCUUAUCAUUAUUUCUAUUGGGUAUGCUACCAUGAAGCUCAUAGACUUCUGA
Molecule: messenger RNA, 2505 nt
Organism: Candidozyma auris
Lineage: Eukaryota; Fungi; Ascomycota; Pichiomycetes; Serinales; Metschnikowiaceae
Gene: PHO91
Product: Pho91p
Exons: 1
Coding region: 1-2505 (834 amino acids)
Biological process (GO): phosphate ion transport; monoatomic anion transmembrane transport; polyphosphate metabolic process
Cellular component (GO): membrane
Molecular function (GO): phosphate transmembrane transporter activity
Source: RefSeq, a predicted model, not a curated record